Galleria mellonella (greater wax moth) is the source of this 6719-nucleotide messenger RNA. RefSeq names its product neuroligin-4, Y-linked-like. The record is from RefSeq and is a predicted model, not a curated record. The transcript has 11 exons. Gene Ontology annotation, biological process: presynaptic membrane assembly; chemical synaptic transmission; neuron cell-cell adhesion. The coding region runs from base 384 to 3380 and encodes 998 amino acids. Gene Ontology annotation, molecular function: signaling receptor activity; neurexin family protein binding. Gene Ontology annotation, cellular component: postsynaptic membrane; synapse; cell surface. Lineage: Eukaryota; Metazoa; Arthropoda; Insecta; Lepidoptera; Pyralidae.
CGUCGACGGGUCGCGGUCCAACGCGUUUUCAUGUACGAAACAACGUACGCGCGUACAUUUUUGAAAAUAGAACCAUCUGUGUUGUGUAUGACCUAUGUAUUGAGACUGUGUUGUGAUUGUUGUAUUUCAUGUGUACAAUACUAGAUUACGUUAUGUAUGUGUUACCAGUGUGGGUGAAUAACGAUAAAUUUUUCACGAGUCACUAGUUUUCUCUCCCCUGGGAGUCGUUUGUCGCAAUAUAUCGCUAUGGCUGUGCUACUAAAAGUGCCAAUGCAGAAUUUAUAAGUGUAUAAAAUGAUGUAGUAAUUUCACACAUGAAAUCUACUUCAAAUAUAUCUGAUGCUGAAUAGAGCGAUGGGGCCACAAAGGUGAUAUUCGCAGAAAUGGCUACGGAUAGAUUGCCACUACAUCUUUGCAAUUCUAUAAAGCAGUACUUAAUAGUGAGAGAAAAUUUAAAAAUUAAACUAGUUCUAAUAAGAAAUGAAACAGCAAACUGGAGAAAGAAGCUCAAUUUGAAAUUAAAUGUACAAGAGCGGGUCAAAUUAAUUUUAUUAUUAGUAUUGCUAUUGACACAGAAUUCUAAUGGUACUAGUUUCAGUGGUAGUAGAAAUUCUAUGUUAAGGACAAGAAUAAUUGGUACUAGGUAUGGUAAAUUACAAGGAGUUAUAUUGCCUAUGGAUCAACAUAAGUAUUUGAAGCCUGUCGAAGCUUAUCUUGGUGUUCCUUACGCGACUCCGCCAACUGGAUCAAACAGGUUUGCACCAACCCGAGCACCGGCCCCUUGGGACGAUGUGAAGACAGUAGACCAAAUGGGUCCAGUCUGCCCUCAGAGAUUACCAGAUAUAUCAAACGAGACCCAAGCUCUGGAGAGGAUGCCGAAGGGUCGGCUAGAGUAUCUGCGGAGAUUGUUACCUCGACUAAAAAACCAGAGUGAAGAUUGUCUCUAUAUGAAUAUUUACACACCAGUACAAGUCGGACCAACUCUCCAAGCCAAAUAUCCUGUAGUGAUAUUCAUCCAUGGUGAAUCCUUCGAGUGGAACUCUGGGAAUGUGUAUGACGGCGCUGUGCUGGCUAGUUACGCUGGAAUUGUAGUUAUCACUAUUAAUUACAGACUCGGAAUAUUAGGUUUUCUAAAUGCGAAUCCAAUACCGCAUUUGAAGGCGCGCGUUGCCAAUUACGGGUUGAUGGAUCAAAUCGCAGCGUUACACUGGAUUCAACAAAAUAUCGCUCUAUUUGGCGGCGAUGCUGGCAACGUCACCAUGCUAGGCCACGGGUCCGGUGCUGCGUGUAUUAAUUUCCUGAUGAUAUCACCUACUGUUAUGCCCGGUCUAUUUCAACGAGCAAUCCUUCUGUCUGGUUCAGCAUUAAGUUCAUGGGCACUAGUGGAGGACCCGGUCAGCUAUUCCGUCCAACUGGCAAAGCAAUCCAACUGCACCCUCCCCGAAGACAUCGUGAAAGACCACGAGCUAAUCGUGGACUGCCUUCGAGAGGUGCCACUCGAAGAGCUGAUGUCCGCAGAAAUUAAUACGCCGAGCUACCUCACCGCUUUCGGUCCGUCUGUCGAUGGUGUUGUCGUCAAAACAGAUUAUGCGAAGGAACUGCUCACUUUCUUCAUACCAAACGAUCUUCAAGGAUUCACAAGUGUCUCGGGCGUUAACAAUUUCAAAGCGGACAAAAGAAGCGGAGACAGAAUUUUCGGGAUCAGAGGGGGUCAAAAUAAAUACGAUUUACUAUUUGGAGUGGUGACAAGCGAAGCCCUUUGGAAAUUCUCCGCUCAGGAUAUACAAAAUGGAUUUGAGGGUGAGAGGAGGGAUAGAAUAAUAAGGACAUACGUGAGGAAUGCCUACACAUAUCAUUUAAGUGAAAUAUUCUUCACGAUAGUCAAUGAAUAUACAGAUUGGGAGAGAACUGUUCAACAUCCAAUAAACACAAGAGAUGCGGCUGUUCUAGCGAUCUCUGAUGCCCAGUACGUAGCUCCGUUAGUUCAAACAGGGGAUUUUCUAAGCGUCGCGAAGAGCUCGCCUGAUUCUGGGCCGAACACUUUCUUCUACGUAUUCGACUAUCAGACGAAGGACGGAGAUUAUCCGCAGCGAAUGGGCUCCGUCCACGGAGAAGAAUUGCCGUAUUUGUUCGGUGCACCCCUGGUGGACGGACUUGGACAUUUCCCGAAAAACUAUACGAAAUCCGAAGUGGCGUUAUCGGAAGCGUUCAUUCUGUAUAUGGCGAAUUUCGUGCGGACCGGGAAUCCAAAUGAAGCACAACGACAAGAGGGCGUAUUACCAAUAUCGAGGGAAAGGAAUCGAUACAAGAGUAUCGUUUGGGAUGAAUAUGAUACGCUACAUCAGAAAUAUUUGGAGAUUGGCAUGAAGCCGCGGAUGAAAAACCAUUACCGGGCCCAUCAACUGUCCGUAUGGCUGCGGUUGAUCCCGGAAAUCCAUAGAGCGGGGAUGAAGGACGUGGUAGCGAAGCACAACCUAUUCAGAAACCACAACGACCCGGAACUGUACGAUGGCCUCGUCCGUCCGGACCCACUGACCCGUGCCAACUAUUACGACCCGACUCUAGAACUAUACCGCAGGCCGAUCUACAACGUCACAUUGGAUAUACCAUCAACGACAAUGGACACGUACGUCACUACCUGCAUAAGCGUAAUGUCCGCCAGACCAGGCUCCGCGGUCACUCAGAGUCACGUACCCAAUAACACUCAACAGGACGUUUCUAAUCUUGAAGUUGCAGGAUACACAGCUUACUCGACAGCACUGAGCGUCACUAUAGCUAUCGGAUGCUCUUUGUUGAUUCUAAACGUCCUCAUUUUCGCUGGCGUCUACUAUCAGAGAGAUAAGACGAGGUUGCAAGUGAAAGCGUUACAACAACAACAAAAGAGGAAUCACAACUCGACGUUCGAUAGCGUAUCAUCUAAACACCCUCAUUACUUCGUGGGCCACUCGCAAAGUUCGAGUACGAUAGUAGAUAUAGAUCAUCAAGAUAAGAACGCAAUUAUAGCGAUGACAAACAGAAUGCCGCAUUUCACGAGCGCUAACUGUCCAAAUGUCUGUCACACUGGCAUACAAAUGUCUAAUUUGUCACAGAAGCCCAGCCCUCCAUCGAAUAGGGGGCAAUGCACGACGCUGCCGAGAAAAGUCGGUUUCAGCUAUCAACAGCAGAGUCAGAUUUGCAAUGCAUCGUCUUGUAUGACUUUGCCCAAAAACGCUACGUUUAUGAGCAGCGCGAGCAAUUUGCCUGAUGUUCAGGCUCAAACUGGACAGUCCCAAGGUCCAGGGAAUGGAUCAGUGCUUCCUCCCCCCUCCUCGCCCCCAUCGCAGCAUUUCUCGCAAAAGUCAAGAGUGCCACAAGCAGCAAUGUCUGAAAUGAACGUAUGAGAUAUGGAGGAUAUUUACAAUUAUGUGUAAAGUGUUACAGUAGGUGACGGGACACUGUAUAGUGUAAUCACUGGACAAAACAUGGUUGUAAAUAUCAAAAAUGAAUAAAGAAAAUUAUUGUAAAUAAUUAAAAAUGUUACAAUUAUACACUAUUUAUAAUACAGGUAAUGUUUUAAGGUUUAUAGAUGUAUAAAUAUAGGGUUUACUAAUAAAAUAAUUGAAUAAUGUAAAUUGUAACUUUCUGUUCGUUCUUGUAAAUAUAAACGUACAUAAUUUGAUAUAGUUUCCAUUGAAAAUGGACGAAAUUCGUGAACUAACUCGCAUUAUUGCACGAUGAAAUAAUUUUAUUACUUUAACUGUGACAUAAACUAUUACUGUUCUCUUAAAAUUGAAUAAUUCUAAUUGUUAAUUCAUAUUAGUGUAUAUUAUUACCAUUAAAAAUGGCGUAAUGAUUGUAAAUAAAUUAGAAUCUUAAAGACUGUAUACUGUAUUGUAAGUAAUAGUUUAAUUUUUCAAUAAUUUACAAUUUGAUGAGACACAAGUUACCGAUGGGUUUUGAAAUGUUUAAUUUCAAACAACCCAAAAAUAUUUAAAAACAUUCUCAAUUAAACUAGUAGUAUUGUAUAUUGGUAUAAAUUAAUGUUAAAUCUGAUUUAAAUUACGUUUGUAUUAAAAAUCUGUGUCAUAAUAUUAAAUGGUAGAAUACCACAAAUUUUUUGGAAACAUUCUUAUUUUUUCAAUAUUUCGAUCAACAAUACUAUUCAGAUACCCAAUUAGACCAAAAAAAUCGUCCAAGCAAAUAACUACGCACUUGCUGAGUGACUUCUGAUUUAUAAUCAACUUUUUUAUAUUUAAUUUUAAAGUCGAAUACCGAAUUUAUUAAAAUUUUCGAUUAUCUUUUGUUUUAAACUUAGAUAGAUGAUAUCAUAUUUUAUAUUUAGUUAGUGAGACGUUAUUAUUUGAAUCUUUAGUUUGUGAGACGUUAUCUAAUUGAUAUUCUUGAUCGAAGUAUCGUAUUAUUAUUUUAAUUAUUACUGUUUCUUCAUGUACCUUUAUAGGAAUUCGUAUAAUUACCUUAAUGCAAACGGCCUAACCUUAAAGGGACUCAAGCCACUAAGAAUAUGGCUGUAUUUAGGCUAAUGUUCAACGAUAAUGGCUGGACCUGCCUUCAACAGAAGUGAUCGUUAGCCAUGGUUUAUUGUUUACUAUUACUAUAAACGAAGGGUACACCUUAGGUCUGGUGUCUAUGAAAUUUUCAUCUAAGUAGACACAUUAAGUGAAGCGUAUAACAUAUUCAGAUAUUAUAUCAGAAAGCAAAUGAAAUUGGAAAUUUUUUAUAAGUGAUAAAUCUUAUUAAAUUUCAAAGACAAGUAAUUGGAAAAGAGAAUAUCGAGUUAUUUUCUCUGCAGUGCAGUAAAUGUAUAAUUACUUUUUAAUCAAUUAAUCAUUUAUUUUGUAUAUAUAUAUUAUAAUAGGUACAUUAAUUAAUUACUUAUUGGCACUUUAAAACGUUAACACAAAAUAUCAUAAAAAAAUUAUUUUAGCAUAGCAUGCAACAUUUUUAUCUCAUGAAUGCGGAUUUUGUCUGCUAACACUUGUCUUAGUUUUAAUUAUUCUACACUAGACUGUGUUUGUAAUUUGGAAAGUAAUUUGGAAGAAGAAUCCUAAUACGUCCUCUCUUAUUGAUGGCAAUAAGAGGGGACGUACUAGGAUUCUUAGAAGGGAAAAGAGGAUGCAGUAGGAGUUACCAUUUCAUUUUUAUCCCAAUAAAAAAGUCUUGUACAACUACAGCCUCAUAUGGUAGUUCAAGUAAUUAUGAAUUAGGUUCUUAAUCAAGUAGAAUUCGGUACACGGCGAUAUUGAUCAAUUAAUAUAUGGACAUAGUAAUAGCGAUCGGGUUUCGCGAACUUUCGUCGCGAAUUAUACUACAGCGGGUCUACCAUGAAAUGAAAUUCCGAAAUUUCGGACUCAAUUUCGUGUUUUUUUUUUUAUACCAAAAUCGGAUCAAUAAAUGAAGUUUCGUUCGUCAUACAUCCUAUCAUAAAAAUUCAAAGGAACAAUAUUUUAACAUUUUUAAUAUUUCCAAACGGCAUGUAUUAUGUAAUUUAAACAUCAAAUUUGUGUUUCGUUUGGCUCCCAGUUUACUAAAAAUUAAAAUCAUUAUUAGAAUUAAUUAUACGUAUAUUCAUAUAAGAUACUUAGUUGUCAUCAUUUAUUCCUAUCAAUUUUUUAUCCUAAGAUACAGUAGACGCAACCAAUAAGAACUGGUAAGAAACCCGACCAUUACGUAUCAGGUAUAAUCUAGACAAAACAUCGAGUGAAGUAAAUGUUUUAGUUCCCAUUGUAUAAUUCGCGUUAAAACCCAACAACACAAUACUACAGUUAAACGAACGACAUAAUUAACUGAACGAUUAAAAUUGUCAACUAAAGCAACUAAGUUAUUAAUAUAUACUAAGCCAUUACUCCUUUGAACUUAUUACUUACAAUCGCGGAGUCAAUAAAAACCAGUACUUAUUGCUUUCUUCCAAGGAGCACUGAGUCGCCUUACUUAGUUAUAUAACUUUAUUGCUCUUUUAGUUUUAUUUAUUUGAAAUUUCCUUGCAUUUAUGAAUACGGCGUCGCUCAACUAUUCGAGCUUGAAUUUUGUUAAAAUACUGCCAUAUUUCCUAGAAAGAUAGACCCGUCGCCUCAAACUAUUUGAGCAAUUUAAUUUUCAAUUCUCCUCUCGCGACGGUCGGGCACGAAAAUUUAUAAAACGUGGCGAUACGCCACCUUUGUGCCUCUGAUAAUGCAAGCGAGGAUGCGUAACUAUUUUAUAAUAACAAUAAUAGUUCUUAAACAAACUCUUACGUAACAAUAAAAGCUGACAAUUUGAGAACUUGGUCCUUCAUGUAUUCAUUUAAAAUUCAUCCCUUAAAGAGCAAUUCUAACUCAUAAACAAGAAACAGUACAGCCUGUAUUUAAGAUGUCAUCACUCUUCGCAAGUGUUUAAGCUAUAACUUUAAACUUAAGCUCUUAUAAAUAAGGGGCGUCUUUGUGCCAUUAAGUUAGUGUCUUGUGAAUUAAGUGUUUGAAAUUAGUAUUUGUACUAUUUUUUUUUCAAUUACUUGUCUUUACCGUGACUCUACGUUAAUUAAUUACAAUUCUUAUUACUAUUGUUAUACUUUCAAUAUAACACUACAAAAUUUUGUAAAUAUCAUUUUAUAAAAAAAAAUUAUUACAAUAAAUUAUUGAUUAAAUUAUAAACAAUUUAAUUAAGAAUUAAAUUAAAUUAAUUUUAAUUAUUUCCUAAGUGGUAUGUUGUAUUAAUAUUUUUUAUGUAAAAAGAAUCCAUAAUUA